AUGACAACUGAUCGAAAUAUUUCGACAAUACCAUCUUCAUUUGUUUAUGAAGACUUACUCUCUCAAGUUAAGACCAUUCAAGUUUAUAUAGUUAAAACUAAAAAUGUACUUGAUAAUCGAUCAAAAAAUGAAAGAAGAAAACGACAUCAAUUGAAAUCUCGUUCAUUAAUAUUUAUUGAUCCAUAUGGUAAUAAAAUUGUCGACAAAAUUAUGGAUCAUGAAAUGAUCAAUGAUGUCAUAAAAAAGUUUAAGAAGACUUAUGUACCAAAGUAUUUACAAAAAUGGAUAAAAAUUGGAACUAAAAAAGACAAUAUUAUCUCAUCAUUAAAUAAUUGUCAAUUGAGAUCAACUGUAUCUCAUUAUGCAAAUAACUAUCAAUUUAUUGCAUAUAGUGAAGUAAUUGUAUGGCUUGGAUGUUAUAAAAAUUUACCAUCUCAUCGAUGUAUUUUACGUGUUCUAUUAACCGGUAAUAUGGAAAAAAUAAAAAUGCAAAUAAACCAAAUUGGGAAAUUUACUAGUAUAGAAUUAAAAUCAUGUACGUUAAAACCAGAAACAAAGCCGAACGAAAAAGAUUGGAUUGAAGGUACAAUACUUGAAACAGAAGAUACCAUUAUGUCACGUCAAUUAUAUGAAGAUAAUUGUGUUAUCAUGGCAAAAAUUACACAAAAACAGUUUGAUUUUCUCAUAUUUGUGCGAACCCUCACCGGAAAAACGAUUACUUUAUCAGUGAAUUCCGAAAUGGAUAUAAACACUGUGAAAGAACUACUACAAAAAACAGAAGGCAUUCCUGUUGAUCAGCAACGUCUAAUAUUUGCUGAUUCCCAGUUAGAAGAUAGCAGAACUCUUGCAGACUACGGCAUAUGGAAAGAAUCGACGAUGUAUAUGGUGCUUCGUUUACGAGGCGGAAUGUAUCAUUUUACUAGUGGUCGACAGGAUUUCAAUAAUUUGUCUUAUAAUAGUGCCGAAGCAGUUAAAAAUGUUCUUGGUUUUAAGUUUAAAAAUAUAGAUCAUGCCUCCUUUUUAUCAUCAGAUGAAUUACAAAAUUCUCUUUUACAAGCGCAAACUGUUCUCUCAACUUUAUAUAGUUCAACUGAACACGCCUUUACACCAAAUGAUAUUCCACAUCUAAAGUCAACUAUAUUGCCAACAACUGCCAAUAUUGAUGAAGAUAGCAAAAACGAUGAAUUUUUUUUUUUUUGA
Messenger RNA from Rotaria sp. Silwood1, 1200 nucleotides. NCBI's taxonomy places the organism in Eukaryota, Metazoa, Rotifera, Eurotatoria, Philodinida, Philodinidae. The record is from the annotation of a GenBank genome assembly.